AUGUCACGAAAGUCUAAAGACUUGUCAAAUUCAGAUAGAACUAAAACUUCACCAUUGGCUCCACUACGACUAUCAAAUAUAGCCUCAACUGUACCAAAUGGUAAAAAGAACACCAUCAAAGAUGGAAGGAGAAGAUCAUCCGAAGAAAAGAAUAUAAAACCUACUUUUGCGGUAGCACCUGUGAUUACUACGACUCCUCCUAGAUCGAUCAAAAUCAAUGACUCUAACUCCAAGUCAUACCAAAAGCAUCGAAACAGUAGCUCAAAUACCAAACUAUCUGAUAUUGAGUUAAAGGACCUAAAUUCAGAUUCACUAGAUGAUUCCUUGAAUCAAUUAAUAUCGAAUGGUGAAACAUUGAUUAAAUCCGAUUCAUCUUCAUCGGAUCAUUUAUCUAAAGAUGACAUAAGAAAAGCUGGACAAUUGGCUUCAUUAUUAGUUGAUACAAGAAAUGUUCUAAAAGCAGAUUGUAAUGUUAUUGAUCCUGAACCGAAUUUGAAAGUAAAUUCAAAUUCGAGUAAUGAAAAUACUGUCUCCAAAAUAAGCAGAAAUACAUAUGUUAGAGCUGAGAAAGUAAAGACAAUGCUAGGAGUGAAAUACCUUUAUAUCGAGAGGAUACAUGAGUGGGAUCAAAUAAACGGUCAUGAGAACGAGCAUCCAGGAGUGGAAGGAGUUUAUAAUCCUUUGCAAAUUUUAAGAAACAGAAAGCUUAGAGCCAAAUAUAAUGAAUAUCCAAAACCAUUAUUAAUGAAGACCUUGCCAUUAGCUUGUAACGUUUUCAGUCGACAUAAUCAACAAAAUCAUCAUCACCACCAUCCGCAUAGGAAAAAAGACUGGCGAAUGCCAUGGGCAAUCGAACUAAAUGAACUCAUCAGUGACUCUCGAUGGCGUGUAAAUCAUUGGGAUGAAUUGAAAGACCCUAAAGGAAACUACUGGUUCAAUACGAUGGACGGAGAACGAAGGGAGCAUGAGCAUCUUCAUUCUCGUAGGAAAAAGAAGCAUAACUUCAGGAGAAGAAUUCAUGAUAGAUUGUUUGACCUGUCUGAAGAUGAGAAAUUGGAAAAAUUCUCAGGAAGUAAGAAUGGUAGACGAUUGGAACCGAACUCAAGUUCAGAUGGCGAACUUCAUAAUAUUAGUUUAUCACGUUCAAAAUCUCCUGGAAAAGGUAUAAGAUCAAAAGUGAAAAAAUUCUAUCAAGGUGAUUCUUCAUCUUCCUCCAAUGUACUAAAUCAAUUUGAUGAUCCAACAAAUGAUUAUGAAAUGCCCUAUAAUGAAGAUCUGAUGAUGACACCAACUCCACAGAAUAAAGUAAAAGUCAAUGGUUCAAACUAUCAAAUUGAUGAGGUUGAUCGUGUUGAAAAUGCACCACAAUUACUUCCACCGGCAAUUAAAAUUGAGCCAACUACACCAGAGCCCAAUACAAAAUCUGAAUCAUCAUCGCCCCAUCAAACUCAUCAACAAACCGUACAAGACGUUGAAAUCCAACCGACACAUAAAGAGAGAUCCAAUACUAAUGAUUCCUCCCCUAUAUCAAGUGCAGAUGCUGGUGAAUUAUCAAAUAGUCCAGGCAAAAACAACAAUGAGUUAAUUGACAAACACGAACAGAAUUUAGCUCAGUUGUUCCGGUAUUUAAUAUACUUUAUUGAAUCAUGCUCAAGUCGAACUCAAUAUUUAUUAUCAAUAUAUCCAAAUUAUUUGAAUUUGGUACAAAAUAAAAUCAAUGAUAUAACUACAAACUCCAUUUAUGAAUCAUUAAAUUCUAUGUCAAGUAUUAAUGAUGAGACUUUACCAGCUUACGAAGAAUUAUAUCUGGGUUUCUUGGAUGAAACUCAAUCUAUUUUGCACAUGGUCAACGAACAAUACUCCAUGAAGAUAGACACGUUGUUGAGUACUAGUGAUCGGUCGAUUUCAGAAAUUAACGCCUCAUUAUCAUUGGAACUACGAAAAACAAAUGAAAGAUUGGAUUCUUUGGAGAAUGCAUUGAUCAAUAAUUCAAAUAACUUGAAAAAAGAUAUUUUAAAUGACGCAUCAAAUUAUAAAUUACUUUACUUGAUUUUGGAAAAUAUAAUUGUGAUUUUGUUGAAGUUAGUAUGGGUAAUUGUCAAUAUUUACAAAGUUUUUGCAUUUCUUGUUAGAAUAAUAUGGAAAAUAAUAAGAAUUUUUAUCUAA
Lodderomyces pseudojiufengensis is the source of this 2166-nucleotide messenger RNA. RefSeq lists its product as uncharacterized. The transcript has a single exon. The record is from RefSeq and is a predicted model, not a curated record. Lineage: Eukaryota; Fungi; Ascomycota; Pichiomycetes; Serinales; Debaryomycetaceae. Bases 1 to 2166 code for a protein of 721 amino acids.